Trichoderma asperellum CBS 433.97 is the source of this 894-nucleotide messenger RNA. RefSeq lists its product as uncharacterized. Gene Ontology annotation, biological process: glutamate metabolic process. NCBI's taxonomy places the organism in Eukaryota, Fungi, Ascomycota, Sordariomycetes, Hypocreales, Hypocreaceae. The record is from RefSeq and is a predicted model, not a curated record. Gene Ontology annotation, molecular function: D-glutamate cyclase activity.
AUGAUUCAAACUUCGAUAAUAACUGGGCAACAAGCCCGACUUGCAUCACGAAGCAAUGCACACACGACAUCAACGUCAGGCCUGGCACCUGGAUAUUUACAAGCAAAUCUUAUUAUCUUGCCGUCACGGUACGCAAGCGAUUUCCGCAACCUCUGUGCUAGAAACCCCGUCCCAUGCCCCCUAAUCGCCGAGUCUGCAACCACCGGAUGCGGUGACGCGGUGAUAUCCCAUAUCAACACCCUUCGCGGCGAUGAAAUUCUCGGUAAAGGGAGUGACCUAAGGCGAGACGCACCGCGAUAUAUGGUGUACAAGGAUUCGAAGUUGGAGAAGAGCCACUGCAGCGAUAUUACAGAGGAGUGGACGAGCGAUCAUGUUGCGUUUCUGAUCGGCUGCUCAUAUUCCUUUGAGGCUGAGCUGACUGCGGCUGGACUCCCGCCACGACAACUGGUGCUAGGGAGGAACGUGCCCAUGUAUAGAACGACUCUACGGUUGUGUCCGUCUGGGGUGUUUCGAGGAGCCACGUACGUUGUGUCUAUGAGGCCGUACAAGAGACGGGAUAUCGAGAUGGUGAGGAGCAUCACAAGGAGGUUUGGGGCUACACAUGGGGAGCCGCUGGAUUGGGGGUGGGAGGCGGUGGAGAGGCUUGGGAUUGAGGAUAUUGAUGCGCCAGAAUGGGGGGAUGCGCCGAUGGAUGGAGAUGGGAAGCGAGCGUUUGGACGGGCGAGAGCCGAAGGUGGAGGUGAGUGUGAAGACGAAGAGAUUCCGGUGUUUUGGGGCUGUGGAGUGACGCCGCAGGAGGCGGUGAUGAGAGCCGGGCUGGAGGGGGUGGUGAUGGCUCAUGCGCCGGGACAUAUGCUGGUGUUGGAUGCUCGAGAUGAGGAUAUCGCAAGGUGA